AUGGCCGCUCACGAACGGUCUAGUACUGGAUCAUCCAUUGCUUCUAAUUCGUUGUUGGAACGACUUGCUACAGUGCUACCAAAAGAUGUCAGCUUUCUAAUACAUCACCUCUCUUCCCCGCCAACUCGUACAUCGGCCAUCUAUUCAGCACCCCCUGGCACUCGUCCUGAUCGAACGUAUUGCGAGAGCCACUUUUUGACGGCGUCAAUAAAGUGUUCGGCACCAGAAGGUGCUGAAGACGUUUUGAUAUUUGCAAUUGAAAUCUUAAUCUAUUCUACAGCUUACGAUACGACAUUCUUCGUAUCGAAGGCAGACUCGACGGGAUACCUCCAUCUCUUGGGCCUUCCGAAAGGCACCUCUUCACCACUCAAAGACAUCAGUGCAACUUUUCUGGACUACCUGGUCCAGCAUCAUUCGCGCUCAAACAUCAAGAGCGUCAUCUCCCUCUUUGCUAGGGCGCAAGACCAAUAUCUCUUUCCUGGUAGUAUUGAAUAUCAAGGGAAACAUGUUUUGGAUGAUCGAGGCCUUGUCCGCUGGUGGUGUCGGGUUUUGGAUCCAAUAAUCAAUCCGACUGGGACAGACUCAAUCUCGAGUGGUGCGAAAUGGGACAAGGCGGAGGGAUAUUUAAUCGUCCCUGGACUUGACGUCCACGAGACAAGUGCAUAUAUUCCUAGACGCUCGCCAACACAAAGAAAACCAUGGAAGGUGGGCCACCCAUUACGGCAGAUAACACAUCAUUCGGACGAUGUACCACCACGAUGCCUUGUCCCACAUUUUCCGGACGACCCCAAGGCGCGUUACCUAGACGAAUUGGACGAAGAGAUCACGAAUGGCGCAGAUAAUCAAAACGGUCAAUGGAGAAGUGUAAGGACGAUAGAUCAGUUCUGGGAGAUGAUGGCAUAUCGGCAGGAGUGUUCAGCGGGUCGAAUGGUGGGUUUUAUAUGGGUUGUUUUUACACCAAAAUAUGAGCCGAAAACACUUGAGAAAAGUGACGUUAUGGAGGACAGCCAGAGUACCGCAGCAGGUUCUGAGCGAGAUGCCGACUAUUCGAUGCCAUUGAUCGACCCAGACUCAUCAUUCGGGCCCCUCAUAUCCCCCCUCACAUCAUUUACAGCUUCAUCGCAAAUCCAGCCGCCAAGCCCGUCAGCUAGAGACAAAGUAGAGCCGCAACAGUCAGCCACCUCAACUGCGAGGACCAGACUGGAUGGAACGCCCAAGAAGAAAAAAAAGCUUACGGGUGUUAUUAUGCCUCGGCAGCCCAAGAUCAAAACCCAUACAAAGAAUCAGUCAUUCAAUAUUCCAGUCACCACAGCCUAUUACCACUGGCCCUCUGCAGGCCGCGGUCAAGUUGUCGUAGACGAAACGGACUACAAGCGCAAUACAGAAUUGCUACUUCGCCUGGACUUUGCAAAUCUAGACUUGGCAACUUCAAGUUCAAAAAGAUGGACUAGUGAAGUACGAUCUGGGGUCUCGGGCAACAUGCGAAAAGUUUGGGGGCAAACAGUUGUGGGUGAAAGAACGGUCGAGCAGAGCGCGACUAGUGUCGCUUCUGCAACCCCUAUAAAUACGAUUGUGAUUAAAAAGAAGAGAAAAGUAGGAGCUGAAGACGUGCAAGCGCCUACCCCUACGCCGGUUACUCAGCUGGUACCUUCAGUCAAUGUGCUUGGGUCAAGUAUGAUUAGGAAAAAGCCAAAAGUUUGA
Messenger RNA from Glarea lozoyensis ATCC 20868, 1701 nucleotides. RefSeq lists its product as uncharacterized. The transcript has a single exon. Bases 1 to 1701 code for a protein of 566 amino acids. Gene Ontology annotation, cellular component: nucleus. NCBI's taxonomy places the organism in Eukaryota, Fungi, Ascomycota, Leotiomycetes, Helotiales, Helotiaceae. Gene Ontology annotation, molecular function: histone H3K56 acetyltransferase activity. Gene Ontology annotation, biological process: DNA damage response. The record is from RefSeq and is a predicted model, not a curated record.